This is a messenger RNA of Coffea eugenioides, 2298 nucleotides long. RefSeq lists its product as uncharacterized. The record is from RefSeq and is a predicted model, not a curated record. Gene Ontology annotation, molecular function: zinc ion binding; nucleic acid binding. The transcript is spliced from 2 exons. NCBI's taxonomy places the organism in Eukaryota, Viridiplantae, Streptophyta, Magnoliopsida, Gentianales, Rubiaceae. Bases 1 to 2298 code for a protein of 765 amino acids.
AUGGCAGGAAACGGGGCGCGCGGAAGUGUACGGCAGUUGCCUGUGCGCGCCAAAGCUAGACGUUGGGCGGUUGCUAACCGUUGCUGGCAGUUGCUAGGAGUUGCUGGCGGUUACCAGCAACUCAGCCUUGUUCCUAGCGGAUUCCUGGUAAUGAUGGUUGGACACGGAAAUACUGUCCAAGAUCGGUUGCAACGUCAGGAGCUUGCCUUUGAGGACUUGAUGCAGCGUCUGGGAGACGUCCCAGAGGGCUUCAACGUCGUGGAAGUUCUGUUGCAGACCCGACAGACGAUUAACACCCUGACGGCACAGAUGGAGGAAACCAGGCAGACGGUUUCUUCUGUUGGGGAUGUUGUGGCAUUGAGGAACGAAGUGGCUUCGUCCCAUGCUGAGAUCGCGGCUUUACAGUCGGAGAUCGGUGUGUUGAAGAGGGCGGUUGGCUCUUCCAACACACAGCCUGUUCAGAAAUCUUCGAGAGGGAAAGUUAAAGUCCCUGAGCCGAAACCGUACCAGGGGAGUAGGAGUUCGAAGGACCUUGAGAACUUCUUGUGGGAUGUCGAACAGUACUUCAAGGCUGUUGACGUUCCAGAAGUUGAGAAGGUAACCAUUGCAUCAAUGUACCUUAGCGGUGAUGCAAAGUUGUGGUGGAGAAUGAUGCAAUCAGACCCCACCAGACCCAAGGUUGACACUUGGGAUGUGUUGAAGGAGGAAUUGAAGAAGCAAUUCCUUCCCACGAAUGUUUCGUGGAAAGUCCGGGACGCGUUGUGGAACUUGAAGCAGAACAAGAGCGUACAUGAGUACGUUGCUGAGUUCCAGGCCCUGAUGUUGGGUGUGAAAGAGAUGUCUGAGGAAGACAGACUCUACACCUUCAUCCGUGGACUACAGCCGUGGGCGCAGAGGGAGUUGCGGAGACAAAAUGUUCAGACCGUGUCUCAAGCACUCGUUGCCGCAGAGAAGUUGAUAGACUUCGAGUCCAUGGGAUCCAACAACGAGAAGGAAAACGAGAAGGGCAAGGAGAAGGGCAAGGACCUGAAAGGUGGACCGUUCGCGAAGAAGAAGAAGAAGCAGUCGGGGACAACGACUGAACCUGAUGGUGCUUCUCCUUCUAAAGAAAAGCAAGCACCGAAUCCGAAGAAGGAUGGCUGCUUUAAUUGCGGAGGACCACACUUUGCCCGCAAUUGUCCCAAUAAAAAGAAGGACCAGAAUGUUAGUGCCUUGGUAGCGGAAGAUGAUGGUGAUCUGUUGGAGUUGCAGGAUGCACGGAUCAACCCCAUGCAGUUCGUGAAUGCCAUCUCAGGUACUAAUGGUCGUACUACUUACAUUAGUUUGAUGUAUGUGCAGGUUACGUUGAAUGGUAACCGGAUACUGGCGAUGAUGGAUACGGGAGCAUCGCACAGUUGUGUGACGGAACGCGUAGUAAAGCAGUUCCAGCUUAAGUUGAAGGACUUGGGCUUCAAGUUGAAGGCUGUCAACUCUGAAGCCAAGCCAGUGUUGGGCGUAGCAACGGUGGAAUUGGAGUUGGGGCCGUGGAAGGGAUGGUGCAGCCUCAUGGCCAGUCAAAUGGACGAUUUUGACUUGAUCCUUGGCAAGGACUUCAUGGUCGCGAACAGGAUCUACCCAAUUCCCCACUUGGACGGCGUCAUGGUGGACGACGACCAAAACCCAGGCUUCGUUGCUGCAGUAAGGUUGCCGAGACAGAAGGGCAACCUACGGAAGAGCAUGGUGUCAGCGGUACAAACUGAGUCCAGCCUUAGGCACGGCGAAGUGGUGCACGUUGCUGCGUUGGUGGGAACAAAGCCCGACAUGUACCAGGAGGUACCAGAUGCCGUGGCCCAUGGGUUGGAGGAAUUCGCAGAUCUGAUGCCUGCGGAGUUGCUGAGGUGGCUGCCUCCUAGACGUGCCGUGGAACACCGAAUCGAGUUGGUGCGAGGAGCCCAACCCCCUGCCCAGGCUCCUUACCGCACGACCCAGAUGAAGGUAGCGGAGUUGCGGUGCCAACUGAACGCAAUGCUAGGAAGCCAAGCGCUGAGACCGUCGAAGGCUCUGUACGGUGCUCCAGCGUUGUUCCGGAGGAAGACAGACGGAACGUUGAGAAUUUAUGUGGACUAUCGUGCCUUGUUCGAUAGGCUGGCGAGGGCACAUUUCCACACCAGAAGUGACUUGCGAUUGGGAUAUCGGCAAGUUCAAAUGACCCGAGUUAGUGAAGACGAAGUUGCUGAGUACCUGGGGAAGGUGCGGAAGCAAGCCAAGUUGACGAGGGCGUCAACCUCUUCGAGUGGGGGUGGUUUGUUAGCCCCUUAG